CCGGUGCGUUCCCGCUCUCGGCACGUGCGCGCGCACCCCGGCCGCCAUAUUGGGAGGAGAGCGCGGCCCAGCGAGUUUGCGUUGAACACCCCCGACACCUGUUGCCGCCAAAAACCCCCCCCGCCACCAACCUCCUCUCUCUCUCUCUAACAUCACACAUCGCACGCAGGUCGCCUCAGACGAAUUACACAUACAUUAUUUGAGACGAAGGAGGGGGGGGGGUAGGUUCAAGAGUAAAAAAAAAAACUCGAAAAAUAAUUUCACAGCGAUCGAGCAUCGUGAGGAGCUUUCGACCGAUUCGACCACGGGGGGUUUUUUUAUUGUUUUUUUUUUGCCCUCACACGCGGUCACCACCGUUGCGGCGUUUCUCGUUUCUCCGCGUCCCCCCGGGCUGCCGGGUCUUUCCGCAACGCGCCCGGCGUUCCCCGUGCUUUGGUGACCAACCACAUUACGUCUACACAACUCCCUGUUGCUGUGUCUAGCGACGUAUUACUACACUUCUACACACGCUGCUUGUUGUGUCCAGAGAGCUUUUCUCCACGGACGUACUUACUGUUGUCCCAGCAUAAUCAAGGUUUUGGAGGAAGAGCGUUAUGAUGAAUGGGGGAUCCCUGGAAGCACGGGGCCAUCUGGACCCAGACGCCAUCAAGAUGUUCGUCGGGCAGAUCCCUCGCUCGUGGGGCGAAUCUGAGCUCCGUGAACUGUUCGAGCAGUUUGGAGCCGUGCACGAGGUGAACGUGCUUCGCGACCGGACACAGACUCCGGCUGUCAGCAGAGGUUGCUGCUUUGUCACGUAUUGCACCCGCAAAGCUGCACUUGAAGCCCAGAGCUCCCUGCACAACAUCAAGACUCUGCCUGGGAUGUAUCAUCCUAUACAGAUGAAGCCAGCCGACAGCGAAAAGUCCAGUGUGGAGGAAAGAAAGCUGUUCAUCGGAAUGCUGUCCAAGCAGCUGAGUGAAGCCGAUGUGCGCGUGAUAUUUUCCCCUUUUGGACAAAUCGAGGAGUGCCGUGUUCUGCGGGGAACGGAUGGACAGAGCAAGGGGUGUGGCUUCAUUACAUUUGCAACACGAAUGAUGGCUCAAAACGCAAUCAAGAGCAUGCAUCAUUCCCAAACUAUGGAGGGUUGCUCGUCGGCCGUGGUGGUGAAGUUUGCCGACACUCAAAAGGACAAGGAGCAGCGCAAGCUUCAGACCCAGCUGCAACAACUGCAGCAGCUGAACGCUGCCGCCACCAGCUGGGGCAGUCUCGGAGGAGGACUUGCCACUCUGAACCCUCAGUACCUUGCUCUACUGCAGCAGGCUUCCUCUGCGGGUGGAAUGAGCAGUGCCUACGGCGGCAUGCCUCAGGUCUCAGGCCUGAACUCUGUGCAAUUAGCCACGUUGGCGGCCAUGGUAGGCAUGGGCCACUCAUCGCAAAGCACCCUCGGGUCACAAAGCAGCUUGUCAGCCUACAGCCCAAUGGGAAGUUCCUCAAGCCCCUCAGCAGCUGUGACCUCAAUGUCAUCACUGGGUGCCCUGCAGGGCCUCUCGGGUGUCUCCUCUGGCCUCGGCAUUGGCUCACUUGCUGGUAUGGGAUCCCUGAACGGUGGCCUUGCCAAUGGCUCGGGCAGCACGAUGGAUGCCCUGUCGCAGGCCUACUCUGGCAUGCAGCACUACACGGCUGCCGCCCUGCCCAACCUCUAUGGCCAGAGCUCAUUGAUGCAGCAACAGCAGCAGCAUUCAGCCAUGGGCAGCCAGAAAGAAGGUCCUGAGGGAGCCAACCUGUUCAUCUACCACUUACCCCAGGAGUUUGGAGAUCAGGACCUCAUGCAGACGUUCAUGCCGUUUGGCUCUGUUGUCUCCUCCAAGGUGUUCGUGGACAAGCAGACAAACCUCAGCAAGUGCUUUGGUUUUGUGAGCUACGACAAUCCAAUCUCGGCUCAAGCUGCCAUCCAAGCCAUGAACGGCUUUCAGAUUGGCACCAAGCGUCUCAAAGUACAGCUCAAGCGCUCCAAGAAUGACAGCAAGCCCUACUGACGGGGCAUGUGCUUGCCCGGUUUUUUUCUUCUAGAUGUCGGUUGUGCCGUUAACAAUCGUGUCGGUGUGACCGUGUGACGUCCACCAGCCAAUCAGUCAUCGUCCCGUCCCUGUCCGCUCACCUCUGAUCUCCGUUCCAUCGUGCUUUGGUUACGUAUUUUAAGGUGUUUUUUUAUAUAUAUCGUUUAAUUUCGUUACACAUACAACAUGGACUUCAUUGUGACUGCCUUGGAAUACUCGCUGGCAAUCACUUGUGCCAAUGCAAAUGUUUAAAGAUGCCCAUGCUUGCAUUCUGCAUAAAGUGGCAACUGUAUUUGCUGUACCAACAGUACCUGCCAGGAUUGUCUGUGUGCUCUGCCACUUGGUUUUUUUGUUUGUUUGCUAUUUGUUCCAUUUGAGCCCAAUUAUUCACAAAAAGGUGGACCCAUAAACCUGGUCUUUAUUAUGAGUUACAUGCAUGGAAGUUUUAAUUAUUUUUUAUCAUGAAACCACCUGUAACUAGAUGUGCAAGUUUGUCCCCCCCCAAAUACAUGACUACCAAUUCGCAACGUUUUUUACACUUGGCACCGUGACUCGCAUUAUGUAUAAAAUACAACAUUGUACAAAGGCAAAAUAUAUGGGUUGUGGAAGAAAAUUGUCCUCUGAAUUUAACCGCACUAGACUCUCCAUUAAUUGCACCUAAUAGGGACGGUUUGUGUGGAUAAACACAUUUUUAUGGUUAAUUGAUUAAGUGAAAUCAAGAUUUUCUUGGAGCAGACAGGGAGGAGGAGGGAUGGGUAUUCUGGGCAAGGGCUGCACAAAGUAAAGGGCUGAGGAGAAGUGACGUUUCCUUUUUUGAGUGUCUUGCAGAAUAAAAUGAACUCGGCUCGACUGAAGUGCAGUUCAUCGAGAGUCUACUGUAUUUUGUCACGAUUUGUUUUCCUCAAUAAAUGUUGCUCUCUCCUGUGCUUGUUUAAUGUGCCGUGACCUCUGCGGCCUCUACUAGUCAAUUUAGUACAUACCAUGCCAGUGGAAUCUCUACCUUAAAUGACGAUGCUUUCAAUUGGGUGGCUAGUUUUCAUUUGUGUUGUGCAUUCGUGCUCUGCAAAAUAACGUAACUUGACCUUUGCGCACGACCAACAAGCGUGGGAACGCGUGCAGAAGAAAUCUCUCCAAACGUGUUUUCUGCACGUGUUUGACAGCCAAAUUUUUUUUUUUAAAUCAUAAAUGGCCCACUUAAACGCAUCAUAUUUUUUUUUUAACCUGAAAGAUACAAUUAGAAACCAACAUUAAGGUUAGAGUAAACAUACCUUCAUAUAUUUUUUUUUACUAUUUACCUUUCAUUCGGACACCGUAAGUCGCUGCCGCCUGAAAGUUGUCUCUGUUGGUGCAUACCGACCAAGUUACCUUGUCAGGUUUAUUUGAUGGGAGAAUCGAGUGUUUAUUUUGCUGAUGCAAUGGCCGAGUAUAAUAUACGAAUGGAACAAAAAAAAGCGACAUUGGUUCAGUCAUGUUUGUGCUCCCCCAUGUUAUAGUUCGUGAGCUUGGAUUCAUUUCUCGUGGUUGCACGUCAGUUUUCCCCUGACUUGCGUACAUAUAUAUUUUUUGCACGGUGACUGUAAAGCUGUCGCUGGACACCGUUUUAAUUACAUGUUGAGUGAAAGCAGGCAUUGCAAUGGAAAAUUUGACGCUUUCAAAAGAGCUUUCGUUUCGUCAAUCACUUUGCCAACGUUUUUUUUCGUCCCAAAGACCUUGCGUGAAAAGGGCCAAGUUCCCCCUAUUUCUGGGUUGAUUAGCGUUUGACUUUUUUUUACAGUCAUACAUUUUUUUUUUGCGGUGCGUUUGUGAAAACAGUUUGUACCGAAGCAAGAAAAUAAUUUCAACAUUUCUCGUGGCAUCACCUGCCGGGCUUUCGAUCAGUUUGGUAACACGUAGAAAGUUCGUGCGCUUGGACCGAAUUUGGCCUAUGCUCAUUGCAAACGUUGUCUUUGGGAACCACGUACUGACGGCUGGCCUCCAGUGUGUGUGUGUGUUACCUUGUGGUCUGGUGACUUUAACACAUGGUUACAAUUCAGUUGCGUAAAAUACAGGCUCCUAAUACCACCUUGGCAGUAUUGACUACCCUAAUUUGGAGAAGUCCAAUGUUUCCACUUAAACUUGAGUAGACGCAAGUUAAAUUAAAUUGAGUUUCAUGGUUAAGAAGACCGGUUGACUGCUAUUCUUUGGAAGUUAUUAGUGACUGAAUUGGGGCCUUCUGUUUUGAGAAUCCUGAAAACACUUUUUAUACGCACGUAUUUUCUGGCCAUCACUGUUUUGAUUGUCUUGAUAUCCUGUGAAAAAUGAUGGUUUAUAGACUGAAGGAACUGCAGCUUUAAAUGUUAACGUUGAUGCGAAGCAGUUGCGCUUUUGGAGGCAUUGAAUUUUUCUUAUGCUAAAUACGCUGCAUUGGUAAGUCAUUCCCUAACCCAAGUCUUUUGUUUGCUUCACCUGUAGAGUUUUAUGUUUUUUUAUUGGUUCCUCAUGAUUAUUUUUGUAAUGUUUUGAAAUGUGGGCCAAUUGACUUGUUUUCAUUGUAAUUUUCUAUAGUUUUUUUUUUACUUUUGCCACAGAGCAUCUGAGUCCCAAAACCACGCCAAGGACUCUUGAUGAUAGGAAUGAGGAUCAGAAGUUUGUUAACAUUUUUGCCUUGCGUGAUACUUUAAGAUUAAAUAUGUUUAUUGAGCAAUGCUUUACAAAACACAGUGAGCCAGGCAACAGCCUGUGGGUUAGACGUGUUUUGGCAUCUCAUUCACAGUGACAUUAACGUUGAUGUUAUGGAUCUAAUUGUUUUAGUCGACGCACUGAGUUUUUUUUCUGAAAUGUUUAAUAUUUUCUUUAUUUUUUACCUCUUCGUUUUGUGUCCAUCCUAUGCGAUGUAUAAUGCAGGGUUUGAAGGGGGUGGAUCUCAAACGCUGUCACGUUAAACUUAAUAUUUUCAGGGACCGUUUUGGCAUUGGUGGAAAAAGCAAAGUUCACCAUUCACAAUAAAAGUCACUGAGAAGGGAAAUAUAUUUUAGAGACUGGCCUUAAUGUUACUGUGCAAGUUCACCGCAGCGGCAACUUUUUCAUAACGUUUACUAACAUGCUUCCUCGUAAAAAAAAGUUUUUAGUGAGCUGUGUUUUUGGAUAGUGUGUCUGUCUCGUAGGGCCCUCUACUCUGGUCUUCCUAUUCUUAAGGCCACAGUCCACACGAUUUACUUGACCUGUUAUUGUAGUUAACGUCCUUUGGUCGUGUAAAUGCUAGUACUGGUAGUACGAGGGUUUUAGAAUUGAUACGAUUUGCUCUUGCCGUGAGAUGGCAAUCGUACUCCAGUCGCCCCCGCUAAAAGUCUCGGGCAGUCAUUUGGGUACAGCUUUUUUGGGUUAGAUCGCGUAAAUAUGAAUGCGUCAUUAAACCCACCACCACCCGACACAGCCAAUUAGUAAGGUUUGUCAUAGUAAAAAAAAAACAUGCCAAUUCGUUACAAGUACAGCACACCGGUCUGUUGGAGAGUAAACCCACAACAUUUACAAUUAGAGUACUUUACUGUGACUUUACACUCCAACGAAUUGUCACGUUUUGUUUACGUCACGAAACUUACUAAUUGGUUAUGUUGGGUGGUAGUGGGUUUAUCGACGCAUUUAUUUACGCGAUCUAACCUAAAAAAAACCCUCGUGGAUAUUAUUGGUCGCGGAUGACCUACUGCGUGUUAAAGUCAUUCAGGUUUCGUGCGGGUUUUAAGAUGCACAGUCAAGAAAACCGUUCCCACAUAUCUUUGGGGAAGGGCUUUACACUCGUGGACGAGCUAGACCGGUGCACAAUGCCACGUCCUCUGCAUUGGUUUCCCAGGAUCUUUAACUCGAGGCUUAAAGUCACAGGUGCUAUUUUUUUGCACGCUAAAUUCCUGUAUGGGACAAUGACAGUAAAAUAAUUUCUCAUCCAUGCCGUAUAUCCAGUACAAAUGUUGAAAAUCACUGGACCUCCCAGUUGGCCAAGAUCGGGUUCCCCCUCUCCCCCCACACUGUUUUACCAUGAUGAUCAGGUCAAAAUUAAUUCAACAUUGAGCGCCCAUUAAAAUGCAACCUUACAUUUUAAGUUUGCAUCGAUUACUAUAGCUCCAGGUAAGCUGUUUUUUUUCUUUUUCAAGCGGGUGACCUAUUGUGGGCCAUGACAAUUAAGGGAAAUAUUCUUCUAAAUGUAUGAUGGACUAUGAUGAAAGGUGAACAUGAGCUGUAGCGAGACUGGACAAUUAGCAAUUGGAGACGUUAUUUGUGUUUAGGAUGACUGGUUAAGAACUUUGUAUUUUGCAAACUCAUUAAUUUGACUUAAUUAAGUACAGGUUUUCCCUCGCUUUAUGCAGUAGAUGCGUUCCAAAAUAAAAAGGGCAAAAUGAAAACGCAACAGGGGACAGUUUGCCUGCCCGAGUAGCAGGCAAUGCAGUACGCAAACAGUUGCUGUCGCACGUCUGGCCGGUGAGUGAAUUCCAACCACUUGAACCGCGAAUUUUACGGUGAAAAUAGGUUGGCCACAUGCAUGCAGCGCGAAAUCGCACAAACCGGAACCUGCGUAAAGCGAGGGGAAACUAGUCGAUUAGAGGGACAUCGCCUCCCAAUAAUUUCUAGCCCUGCUGUUCUUACAAGUUCACUUGAAGGAGUGAAGCCCCAUCCACUUGUGCACGGGAGUAUCUUUGUACAUUGGCCAAUGACGGUCCUGGGGAUGUAAGCCCGAAAGUGUUCUUGAAAAGAAACCACCAUUUUCACAACACUAAAGGGUAUAUUAUUCCUUUAAACAGCUGACGAAAGAGAAUGCAUUUUAGCAUGGCGUGUAGUGCAUUAUGUAACCACGGAUCCAUUUAAUAAUGUAUAGAUAUUUGAAAUCCAUUAUUGCUAUGUUAUGGCGAUCGUUUGACCAUACUUUACAAGGCUUGGACAGUGCUGGUUUGUGGAGAGGGGGGGGAUGCCCCAGGACUGCUUGUAUUGGGGGUGGGGUAUUCUAGUUUUAUAGCAUCAAUAUUAGCAUUGCACCAAUAUCAGAAUUGCACCAAUGGAAUGCUGGCUUCAAAUGUGUUGUACUAUUUCAUUACGUUCUUCCUGUUAAGACUUCAAAGGUGUUUUUUUUAAUUAACUUACAUUUUCAAUAGCCCAACCACCACCCACAAUUUAGUCGCCAUCGGGUAAAGUACAGAGGGCGGGGGGGGGAUUGCAAGUGAACGUUUUUUGGAUGCGAGUAAAAAUGCCGAUGAAGGAAUUUGUAUACAUCGAUGCGGGUACGUACGUUGCAAGCCUUAUUUUUUUGUGCUUUUUUAACAAAUCAAAAUAUUUAAAAUGGGAUUUGUCUAAGAAAUGCGGUAUUGCCAGUACCAUUUUGGUUUUUUUGCUGCACAAGUUUAUCUUGCAUUGACACGCAAAUUUGCAAAAAUCAAAACUAACUUUUCUACAAAUAACGCCACCACGUAAACCUUCCAAUUUAACUUUUUUUAGAAUUCCGUAUUUUAUUUGGAUAUGUUCCUUAAAGAGAUGUACCAAAUCUACUUAAACGUUGACAAGUAGGAGGAUGUAGUGCGGCAUUAAAUAAUUUAUAGAUUUCAUUUUUUCCCCCUUUGCCUGUCAUACUCAGUUUCUGUUGAUAGUGCUUCAAACUUCUCCUGUGCGCUUUUUGGGCCUACUACUCUCAGAGAUCGCAAACAUGUGGCUCUCCUCUCGAAGCCAAACGCAAGAUGUUCCCCUGAAAAUUUCAAGACGCGUACUUUGAUUUACGAGUGUAAGCUGUUGAGCUCAGACAUGCUUAGGAUUUGAGUACAUUAUAAUCGCUUGCGUGUCGUAUUCCUUUUUUUUGCGUUGGUGCCAACAAGAUCCACGUGAUCUGUCUAAUGGUUUAGUACGUCAGGCAUUUCAGAUUACAGUUAAUAGCCACAGGGUUGGUGUGCAGAUCUUUUGUUCUGUUAUCGAUGUGUUUUUAAUUUAAGGAUUAGUAUUUAAUGUUUGGAAGACCGAAAUUUCUGUCCUUAUUUUGAACUGAAAGCGAUGCAUGUCUUAACAGGUCAUAAUGUAUCGAAUUACCAUUGCUUAAGAAUUAAACAUUGCUGUGACGUCUAUACCCAAGGAAAAAAGUAUACCCCUAUUUAUACCUGAUCAUAAAUUUUUGUCCAUAAGUAACAAAGCAUUGGCUUUUAAAAUUACUACGAUGUAAUUAAGCUCCUGCCCUGACCACUGAAAUUAAACCUCAUCUAUAUUAAAAGAAGCAAGACUUUACAUGUUAUGCAAAACAGGUUCCAAGCAUUGAGUAGCAAGGUACUAAGAAAUCUACUGUAUACAUGAAAAUGCGUUUUUUUUUUCCUGCAUUGUGCUUUGUUGAUUGUUAUAUUCCAACCACCAACCUUCAUCCCAUUCCCCCAGACCUUUCCUUUCACUUAAAUAACGUCGGUUUUGUGUGUACGAUUUGUUAUUUGGAAGAAGGAAAAAAACUUUAAAGAAAUAAACGUCAAACUUGUGUAGUUUGCUAGCUUGUC
Molecule: messenger RNA, 8521 nt
Organism: Petromyzon marinus (sea lamprey)
Lineage: Eukaryota; Metazoa; Chordata; Hyperoartia; Petromyzontiformes; Petromyzontidae
Product: CUGBP Elav-like family member 2
Molecular function (GO): RNA binding
Source: RefSeq, a predicted model, not a curated record